This is a messenger RNA of Panonychus citri (citrus red mite), 798 nucleotides long. RefSeq names its product mitochondrial import inner membrane translocase subunit Tim22-like. Gene Ontology annotation, biological process: protein insertion into mitochondrial inner membrane. Gene Ontology annotation, cellular component: TIM22 mitochondrial import inner membrane insertion complex. The record is from RefSeq and is a predicted model, not a curated record. Gene Ontology annotation, molecular function: transmembrane protein transporter activity. NCBI's taxonomy places the organism in Eukaryota, Metazoa, Arthropoda, Arachnida, Trombidiformes, Tetranychidae.
GUUGAGCUGACAUUUGAGUCUUAGCCACAUUUUUUGUUUCCAAAUCAAAACAAAUGAUUUCCUCUUAAUUUUUUAAUUGUAUUAAUCAAUUUGCUCUUUUAAUUAAUGUUACAAUGAACAGUUCAACCAAUGAUUCUGAAGGUUUAUCUAGUCAAUCAAGUGAUCCUUUUACCGAAUUGACUAAAAUGUACAGUCCCGACAAAUGGAAUUAUAAUAAGGCAAUUGUUCCAUUUAUGUUGGGAAGAGGAGCUGUUAAGGAGGAAGUUAUUGUUGAGAAGGCGAUGGAAAGUUGUGCCUUUCGAACUGUCAUGAGCGGGGUUGCCGGUUAUGGAUUCGGUGCUGUUAUGGGUCUUUUUUUGGCCUCCGUUGGUCCACAGGCAACGAUGGCUGAACCAGAGAAACAAACUGUUAAAAUGGUUCUACAAGAUAUGAAAGGUAGAAUGUUAUCUAAUGCCAAAAGUUUCGCUAUUCUUGGAGCCAUGUUCGCAUGUACGGAAUGUACACUCGAAUCGUAUCGUGGUAAAAGCCAUUGGACAAAUGGUACAAUCGCUGGGGGAAUAGUUGGAGGUGUUAUCGGUCUUCGAGCUGGACCAAGAGCUGGACUUUGGGGUGCUACCGGAUUCGCUGCAUUCUCAACAUUAAUUGACUAUUAUUUCCGGAUGUAAUUAAUCAUGUUGUUAAAUUAGUUAGUUACAAAACAAAAUUCUUGUAAAUUUCAAUAGAUUUUCAUUUUUUUAUAUAAACUAAUCGUUAAUCCAAUUAUAAAAUUACAAUUAGAACUCAUAUAUAUAUUGAUAA